Molecule: messenger RNA, 384 nt
Organism: Pseudozyma hubeiensis SY62
Lineage: Eukaryota; Fungi; Basidiomycota; Ustilaginomycetes; Ustilaginales; Ustilaginaceae
Product: mitochondrion protein
Exons: 2
Coding region: 1-384 (127 amino acids)
Biological process (GO): mitochondrial respiratory chain complex IV assembly
Cellular component (GO): mitochondrial inner membrane
Source: RefSeq, a predicted model, not a curated record
AUGCUGUCUUUCCCGCUCCUCAGCGCCGCUUCUGGCUCGCGCGCACCUGCAUCGGCACGUUUCAACUCGACGCAAGCCGGUAGCGGCCCCAACGCAUCCUACGGCUCGGCGACACAAUCCACUGUUCCCCCUCGAUCCACACAUGCUACCUACCACCCUGACGGAUACGGUAUCUCGGAAGGUCUCAAACGCGCAAGAAAGCCGUAUCGCAUGCGCAACCUCAUCACCGGCUCGUUGAUCAUGGGUUUCGCCACCAGUGUCUAUUUCUACUCGAUCUCAAAGGUCAAGCAAGACGACUUUUCGGAUCUGGCUGAAAUCAGGGCACCUUCUGCCGGCGAGUCGACACCCAUCACUACCGAGGCGGAUCACAAACACAAAGUAUGA